Gastrolobium bilobum is the source of this 1651-nucleotide messenger RNA. Its product is annotated as enhanced ethylene response protein 5. The transcript is spliced from 12 exons. Gene Ontology annotation, molecular function: RNA binding; double-stranded DNA binding. NCBI's taxonomy places the organism in Eukaryota, Viridiplantae, Streptophyta, Magnoliopsida, Fabales, Fabaceae. Gene Ontology annotation, cellular component: transcription export complex 2. Bases 83 to 1324 code for a protein of 413 amino acids. Gene Ontology annotation, biological process: transcription elongation by RNA polymerase II; poly(A)+ mRNA export from nucleus; post-transcriptional tethering of RNA polymerase II gene DNA at nuclear periphery. The record is from RefSeq and is a predicted model, not a curated record.
GGUUUCGAGAGCACUAAGGAAACAUAGCACUUUGUUGUUGUAAGUGAUCUGAGAGGGAAGAGGAAGAAGGAAGCAAUUAGCAAUGGCAUACAUGAGCAUGGGGGAAGCCCAUAGAAGGAUCAUCGACUUUCUGAAUCGGUUUUCCGACGCUGUUUCUUCCCAAGACGGUGCUUCCUUCAAGUCUCUCUUCGCUAUCUCCUCCAAUUCGCACUUCCUUCUUUCUCUCGCCGACGCACUCAACCUCUUCCAGGACGCCAAUAGACUCAUCAACCACUCCGAUAACUACUCUCAGUUCUCAGACAUCCUUCUUCCUCUUUUCCGAUCCCUCCAAUACUACAGACAAAACAACUUGCUUGAAGCCUAUCACGCUUUUGAAAAAACUGCCAAUGCGUUUAUCCAGGAGUUUCGCAAUUGGGAUUCCGCAUGGGCUCUGGAAGCUUUGUACGUCAUCGUUUACGAUAUUAGGGUUCUUGCUGAGAAGGCCGAUAAAGAGUUGGCUUCAAAUGGGAAAUCUCCCGAGAAGUUGAAAGGCGCCGGUUCUUUCCUUAUGAAAGUUUUUGGCGCCCUUGCGGGAAAAGGCUCUAAGCGUGUUGGAGCAUUAUAUGUAACUUGUCAGUUAUUCAAGAUUUACUUUAAGCUUGGUACUGUUCACCUUUGCCGCAGUAUAAUUAGAAGCAUUGAAACUGCACGCAUAUUUGAUUUUGAGGAAUUUCCUAAAAGAGACAAGGUCACUUACAUGUACUAUACCGGUCGUCUCGAAGUUUUCAAUGAAAAUUUUCCUGCUGCUGAUUAUAAAUUAUCAUAUGCCUUGAAGCAUUGCAACCCACAGAGUGAAGCCAAUAUAAGGUUGAUUCUUAAACAUCUAAUUCCAGUGAAGCUUUCAAUAGGCAUAUUACCUAAACAUUGGCUCUUGGAGAAGUACAAGCUACUUGAGUACAGUAAUAUUGUACAGGCUCUAAGAAGGGGUGAUCUUCGACUUCUUCGGUGUGCUCUCCAAGAUCAUGAGGACCGGUUCUUGAGGUCAGGUGUAUAUCUUGUCCUAGAGAAGUUAGAACUUCAAGUGUACCAGAGAUUAGUAAAGAAGAUUUACAUCAUUCAAAAGCAGAAGGACCCAAGCAAGGCUCACCAGGUGAAGUUGGAGGUUAUUGUUAAGGCAUUGAAAUGGCUUGAAAUUGACAUGGAUGUGGAUGAGGUAGAGUGUAUAAUGGCCAUUCUGAUAUAUAAGAACCUCGUGAAAGGUUACUUUGCCCACAAAAGCAAAGUGGUUGUAUUGAGCAAGCAAGACCCUUUCCCUAAAUUAAAUGGAAAACCUGUCAAUUCAUAGGGACAACGCCGUUCAUGAUUCUAAAAUUCAGAGGGGCAAGAAAGUGUGGUAAUGGUAGGGUAAAUUUGCGAUAUAUUUUUCAGCCAUAAGUUUAUUGCUUCGUUCGAGAAUUACCCCAAAUGUGUUCUACUCAUUAAAACAUCAUAGCACUAUUUCAGUUUUAAAGCAAGCUACUUUAUCUUGGCUAACUCUUACAAAUUGUAUGGUAGUUUAGUUACCUCUUGUAGUGUUGUAUGCUGCAUAAUUGCUAUCAGUGGAAGCAAAAGAUAGUGACCUCAUUGCAACAACCUCUUUUAAGUUAUGGCUAUUAUUAUUGUUAUUGUCGAU